CUAAUAUUUUAGAUAUUUUUAAAUUUAACAGUAUUUCAAUGCUGAAAAGAAGUAAACGCACAAGACAAUUACUAGAAGCUAUUAGAAAACAUUGGAAGCAAGCAAAAAAUUCUGAUAAGGAAUUAGAAUCUGAACCAGUUGAAGAAUUAAAAUCUAGGAUAGUUGCAGAAUUAGAGCCUAAACCUGUCGAGUAUGAGGAAGUUGUUAGCGAGAUGCAAAUAGAAAACCCUGAUGAGUUAUUAGAUGCUAAACCUGAUGAAUGUGAUGAAUGUUUUAGUACUUUUUUAAUAAAUGUUGAAGUUCCUAAGUCAUAUAUAGAAAAUUAUGAUUUUACAUUUGAUGACACAUACAAUAGUAGCGAUAAUGAUAAUAGUAAAUUUACAUUAAGAUCUUUAGAUUUUUUGUUAAAAAAUAAAAGCGAUGAUUUGUGGCUUAAAACGGUGAGUCAAUAUCUCCAUUUGGUUCAGAAUCAGGGAUUUAGCAAGAUGGAUGCAACUACUUAUGAAGGUGAAAAUUUGGAUCAGAUUAUUCCAUCUUUACUUUUAUCUGAGAUUGUUCCUAUUACCCAGGAUGAGUUGUUAUUUUAUACCAAGAACAAAGAUGAAAGCCAACUUCGUCAAAAGUUGCAAGAUCUUAGUAUCCAUGUAAGCGACUUUAUUUGUGAAUCUAUCGGAUGUCUUCAACUUUCAGAGGAAGAGUGUGCUAUUAAUAAUUCGUUACUUAAUAAUGAGCAGCUUAUAUAUACUGAAGCCUGUGUUGUCAUGCAUUCUGGUACAAAUCAUAAUGGCUGGUGGACAAGUAAAGAUCUCAUUAAGCAGAUAAGUGAAUGUGCAAUUCUAAUAUUUGAACAAACUCACUUAGGAAAAGUUGCUUUGUUUUUGUUUGAUAAUAGUUGCAACUACAAUGCAUUUGCUGAUAAUGCAUUAGUAGUUACAAGAAUAAACAUGAAGGAUGGUAGUAAACAACCUCUUCUCCGUAAUGGUCAAAAACCUGAUGGCUCGACACAUAUCAUGAUGUUCACAGAUAUCGAUGGUGUAGUAAAACCCAAAGGUAUUUGA
Molecule: messenger RNA, 1058 nt
Organism: Cetraspora pellucida
Lineage: Eukaryota; Fungi; Glomeromycota; Glomeromycetes; Diversisporales; Gigasporaceae
Source: the annotation of a GenBank genome assembly